Messenger RNA from Tigriopus californicus, 958 nucleotides. RefSeq lists its product as uncharacterized. NCBI's taxonomy places the organism in Eukaryota, Metazoa, Arthropoda, Copepoda, Harpacticoida, Harpacticidae. The transcript is spliced from 5 exons. The record is from RefSeq and is a predicted model, not a curated record. The coding region runs from base 51 to 875 and encodes 274 amino acids.
UUGUCAACAAAGUCCCUCAGUUCAGUCAUCACUCAUUAAAGACGGCUACCAUGAAGAGGAUUUUGAUACUGGUAGCUUUGCUAUUGGCCAACAAUAGUUUUGCCAAGCAACAGGAUGCCACAAGAGUUCUAUUUAUUGGAAAUUCCUAUACCUACCAACAUGAUCUUCCAUCCUUGAUCGAGAAUCUGGCCACUGCCGAUGGUAGACUCAUCAUUCGGGAUCAGCACACAGAAGGUGGAUGGACUUUAGAGAAGCAUUGGAAUUCCCCCGAAACGUUGGCAUUGAUUCGAUUGGGUAGUUGGGAUGCGGUCAUCAUUCAAGAAUAUAGCACUGGAUUAGCCAAAUCUGAUGAGAAGCUGUGUCAAUCCAGUUACCCAUUUGCCCGGAACCUAAUCGAAGAGAUCCGAGUGCACAGCCCCGAGGCCAAAAUUCAGUUCUAUCAGACUUGGGGUCGACCUUACGGUGAGGCCGUGACUUGUCCGGACUUUCCUCCCAAUUGCGAGUAUCUCACUAUGCAAGACGUGAUCACAGACAACUAUAGCAAUUACGCCUGUCAGUUCCAGCCCGCUCAAGUGGCUCCUGUUGGCGAGUCUUUCCGGUAUAUUCGAGAAAAUGAAGGAGAUGAACGGUUCUUCGAGCUCUAUGAGACUUUGGGCCUAGCCGAUCAUCAUCCCUCUCUUCAAGGUUCAUAUCUAUCCGCCUGUGCUCAUUAUCUCUCGCUUUUUGGUGGUUCCAUCAGAGGGAACACUUUCGAAGCAGGAUUGGAUCCUGAGGUUGUGGCUUAUCUCCAGAACGCUGCCGAUGCUGUUUACUCCAACACGGAUUGGACCUUUGACAACACGUGUCAGUCUUGCAAAUGUGAAUGCAACCAAUGAAAACGACUUACUGUUUCAUUCUAGAUGCCUUUUCUCUCUCCCACUUUAUCACGUCACUAUUAAAUCACAAUCACUUCAUGGUU